This is a messenger RNA of Piliocolobus tephrosceles (Ugandan red Colobus), 2706 nucleotides long. It is a transcript of the gene SPDEF, whose product is annotated as SAM pointed domain containing ETS transcription factor. The record is from RefSeq and is a predicted model, not a curated record. Gene Ontology annotation, molecular function: DNA-binding transcription factor activity, RNA polymerase II-specific; sequence-specific DNA binding. Gene Ontology annotation, biological process: regulation of transcription by RNA polymerase II; cell differentiation. Bases 1200 to 2402 code for a protein of 400 amino acids. The transcript has 6 exons. Gene Ontology annotation, cellular component: nucleus. Lineage: Eukaryota; Metazoa; Chordata; Mammalia; Primates; Cercopithecidae.
ACACCAUUGCACACCAGCCUGGGCAACAGAGCGAGACUCAAGACUCCAUCUCAAACAAACAAACAAACAAAAAUAAAACUCAUGCUGUUUUCUCCACCUCUGGGGCCUUCCACCCUCAACCCACCCCAGCUAGGUAAGGAGCCGGCAGCUCAGUAUCUAACCUGCUGGGGUUGCCAGUAACAGAAACUCGCCAGGGUUGCUCAGGUAAAAUGAGGAGGGUGGAGAACUCAGAACAGGGGGAGCGGAGGGGUGGGGCCUUGCUACCGCCCCCACCCUCCCCACUCAGCAGGGACCAGAAGCAGGUGUGGAUUCUCUGGGAAGCUGACUUGAGGGGCAGCACUGCCCACAGCUGAAGACAACAGCGAACAAGCCAGGCCUAGUCCCUGCCCCCAGGGUGCUGACAUUCUGAUGGGGGAGAGACAGGCAGCACACAGACCAAACCUAAAGAUCGUUUCAGGCUCUUGGUGCCAAGAAGAUGAACAGCUUAGCGUGGGAGAGAGAAAGCAGGUGGCUAGGGAGCACCAGGCGCACCGUCAGCACUCGGGAAACGUGUACUGAAGGUAGCCCUCAGGAAAGGGGCCCGGAACCCAGGGCUGUAGACCCUCAAGGAGCAGGGGAGGACCCCUCAGAUCACAGCUCAGAUGGAACACUCCAGAUGUCAGGGACCGAGGCCCUCAGCCUGGGGCCUCACCCAAGCCUGGAGACGGGAGGAGAGAUCCCAGGGUGUGGGGGAGUCCUGCCCUAGUCCUGCCCUAGUACUGGGCUUGCUCAGAGGAGCUGCUGGGUCCAGAGACCCAGCAAAUGCCAAGGGUCCAGGACUGUGGCCCCCUUCACAGUUUUCCCUAGUGGUCUGGGUGGGCCCUGGGUGUGCAGAUGAGUGGUAAACUCCAAGAUCUACUGGGGAAGGCAGGUAGGGCCCCCCUCCCUCAACAUUCCGUGCCUGGGACAGGACCUCCGGGCAGCUGUCUGGCUUAGAGGGAAACCAGCCCUAAACCCAAACCGAUGAUGUGGGACGAGCAGCCCUUUCACCACCAGGGCACAGCCGCUAUGCCCUGAGCAUCCUUCUUGGUGGAGAAAGAUGCCCAGGGUGCUGAGGAAGAAAGGACACUGGCCGGCUCCCCGAAUUCUCCUUCUGCAAGUCCUGCAGCUCCCGACCUUGUCUCUGGACACCGUACCUCUGAGGCCCUUAGGAAGAUGGAAUGAACUCACCGUUGAAGGUGUUGAUGCUGUUUUCACGAAUUAAUGCCUCACCUCCACAGGCCAUGCGUGUUCUCAGGCAGGAGCUCCCUGGAGCUUCACACGGACAGUCUAUAGAGAAUGCUCAUCCCCACCUGACCCUUGAGAAGACUGAGACUCAGACGGGAGACACAGCCGCCAGCCCGAACAGCAGCGGCAUGGGCAGCGCCAGCCCGGGUCUGAGCAGCGUGUCCCCCGGCCACCUCCUGCUGCCCCCCGACACAGUGUCGCGGACAGGCUUGGAGAAGGUGGCAGCGGGGGCAGUGGGUCUCGAGAGACGGGACUGGAGUCCCAGUCCACCCGCCACACCCGAGCAGGGCCUGUCCGCCUUCUACCUCUCCUACUUUGACAUGCUGUACUCCGAGGACAGCAGCUGGGCAGCCAAGGCGCCUGGGGCCAGCAGUCGGGAGGAGCCGCCUGAGGAGCCUGAGCAGUGCCCGGUCAUUGACAGCCAAGCCCCAGGGGGCAGCCUGGACUUGGUGCCCGGCGGGCUGACCUUGGAGGAGCACUCACUGGAGCAGGUGCAGUCCAUGGUGGUGGGCGAAGUGCUCAAGGACAUCGAGACGGCCUGCAAGCUGCUCAACAUCACCGCAGAUCCCGUGGACUGGAGUCCCGGCAAUGUGCAGAAGUGGCUCCUGUGGACGGAGCACCAAUACCGGCUGCCCCCCGUGGGCAAGGCGUUCCAGGAGCUGGCGGGCAAGGAGCUGUGCGCCAUGUCGGAGGAGCAGUUCCGCCAGCGCUCGCCCCUGGGCGGGGAUGUGCUGCACGCCCACCUGGACAUCUGGAAGUCAGCGGCCUGGAUGAAAGAGCGGACUUCACCUGGGGCGAUUCACUACUGUGCCUCGACGAGUGAGGAGAGCUGGACCGACAGCGAGGUGGACUCGUCAUGCUCCGGGCAGCCCAUCCACCUGUGGCAGUUCCUCAAGGAGCUGCUACUCAAGCCCCACAGCUAUGGCCGCUUCAUUAGGUGGCUCAACAAGGAGAAGGGCAUCUUCAAAAUUGAGGACUCAGCCCAGGUGGCCCGGCUGUGGGGCAUCCGCAAGAACCGUCCCGCCAUGAACUAUGACAAGCUAAGCCGCUCCAUCCGCCAGUAUUACAAGAAGGGCAUCAUCCGGAAGCCAGACAUCUCCCAGCGCCUCGUCUACCAGUUCGUGCACCCCAUCUGAGUGCCUGGCCCAGGGCCUGAAACCCGCCCUCAGGGGCCCCCCUCCUGCCUGCCCUGCCUCAGCCAGGCCCUGAGCUGGGAGGAAACGGGCAGUCUGCUCUGCUGCUCUGACCUUCCAGAGCCCAAGGUCGGGGAGGGGCGGCCCGCUGCUCUCAGGGGGAUAUGGGCCCUCUGGGGCCUUCGGGACCCCAGGGCAGGGGUGCUUCCUCCUCAGGCCCAGCUGCUCCCCUGGAGGACAGAGGGAGCCAGGGCUGCUCCCCAACAAAGGACCCCUCCACCUGCCUCUGACCCCAGCAUUUCCAGAG